Messenger RNA from Nelumbo nucifera (sacred lotus), 4134 nucleotides. NCBI's taxonomy places the organism in Eukaryota, Viridiplantae, Streptophyta, Magnoliopsida, Proteales, Nelumbonaceae. The record is from RefSeq and is a predicted model, not a curated record.
AGCCAAAGUACAGAAAACUGGAAAGCGAAAGACUCGUGGGCCGCGGAGAGAGGACACUGGAGACUGGUGACUUGGGAGUACUGACCGCUUAGACACGCACUGGUCUACGGAUUCUUGUCGAGGGAAACUCAAGGCUACAGGAAGAGGACGAGCAGAGCACGUCCUACUCCGGCAGCCUAGGCGUCGCCGGAAGAUCGGCUGGUUGCAGGUUACGGCCUGUCGGUCUGAGUAGCUGCUGCCCAGCUAACUAAAAGUUCAUAUUUUUUUUGGGUAUAAAGCCCCUUUCUCCUUCCAAAGUCGGGUUAAUAUCGGACUUUGGCAUUCUUAUUUUCGUUAAACCCUACAUAAACCCCAGUGAGUUCAUAAAUCUAUGUUUUUUGGUUUCUUUUCUAUUGAAGAUUUGGUGGAUAUCUUGCCGGACCGUCAUUAAUAAACAGAAUAUUCUGAGAAAGAUUUCUUUUUGGAGAGAAAUCAAGUCAUUUCUACUUAUUUAAAUGGGCGAUUCUUUAGAGAGACUGGGCUCUGAAGCGGAGUCAGGGUUGGAAUCGAGCAUGAAGGAGGAGUUGUGUAUGGAGAUCGAUCCUCCUUUCAAGGAAAACGUUGCGACUGCUGAGGAUUGGAGGAAGGCAUUGAAUAAGGUUGUUCCUGCGGUGGUCGUGCUGAGAACAACGGCUUGUCGGGCGUUCGACACAGAAGCAGCUGGUGCGAGCUAUGCUACAGGUUUCGUCGUCGAUAAGCGUCGGGGAAUUAUUCUCACAAAUCGCCAUGUUGUUAAGCCUGGCCCUGUGGUUGCAGAAGCUAUGUUUGUAAACCGUGAAGAAAUUCCAGUGCAUCCUAUAUAUAGAGAUCCGGUCCAUGAUUUUGGCUUUUUUCGUUAUGAUCCUGAUGCAAUCCAAUUCUUGAGCUAUGAAGAGAUUCCUCUUGCUCCUGAGGCUGCUUGUGUUGGUCUAGAAAUCAGGGUUGUUGGUAAUGAUAGUGGUGAGAAGGUUUCAAUUUUGGCUGGAACUCUUGCUCGCUUGGAUAGAGAUGCCCCUCAUUAUAAGAAGGAUGGAUACAAUGACUUCAAUACAUUCUACAUGCAAGCUGCAUCAGGGACUAAAGGAGGUUCAAGUGGUUCACCUGUCAUUGAUUGGCAAGGAAGGGCAGUAGCAUUGAAUGCUGGCAGCAAAUCAUCAAGUGCUUCUGCAUUUUUUCUUCCUCUAGAACGGGUUGUGAGGGCAUUAAAAUUUCUGCAGGAUGGCUGGGAUUCAUUUGGAAAUAAAUGGUUGGCAGUCACUAUUCCUCGUGGUACGCUUCAGGUGACAUUUCUUCAUAAAGGAUUCGAUGAGACACGCCGGCUUGGUCUGCAAAGUGAAACGGAGCAGAUGGUUAGGCAUGCAUCUCCUGCUGGUGAGACUGGAAUGCUUGUUGUUGAUUCUGUGGUCCCAGGAGGCCCAGCACACAAGCAUUUGGAGCCUGGUGAUGUGCUUGUUCGGCUGAAUGGGGAAGUGAUUACUCAGUUUCUGAAACUGGAGACUGUACUUGAUGAUAGCGUUGAUCAGGAGAUAGAUUUGCUGAUUGAAAGGGGUGGCACUUCCUUGACUGUUAAAUUGCUGGUUCAGGAUUUGCAUUCGAUAACUCCUAAUUACUUCUUGGAAGUAAGUGGUGCAGUUAUUCACCCUCUUUCCUACCAACAGGCUAGAAAUUUUCGAUUCACCUGUGGUCUGGUAUAUGUAACGGAACCAGGAUAUAUGCUCUCCAGAGCAGGAGUUCCUCGACAUGCCAUAAUAAAGAAGUUUGCAGGAGAAGAGAUAUCUCAACUUGAUGAUUUUAUAUUAGUUCUCUCUAAGCUUUCUAGGGGUGCCCGGGUGCCUUUGGAAUAUAUAAGCUACAUGGAUCGCCAUCGUAGCAAGUCUGUCCUGGUGACAGUUGACUGCCAUGAAUGGUAUGCGCCCCCUCAAAUUUAUACUCGUGAAGACAGUCCUGGUUUAUGGACAGCAAAAGCUGCAUUGCCUCCUGGAUCGCUACUACUUUCAAGUGUCAAUGGUGGAACAAAUGACUUGGCAUUCGAAACAGCUGAAUCAACUACCAAUGAAGUUGGUAUUAUAGAACAUGUAAAUCAAGGUAACAAUAAAGAGUGGGCAGAUGGCUGUACUAGCAUGGAAACUAAUUAUGGCCAUGCUACAGAGGAGCCACAUUUUCAGGAAGAACUUUCUGUUAAAACAAAAAAACGAAGAGUGGAAGAGGAUUCAUCUGCUAAUGGCAUAAUCAUAUCUGACUGUUCAAUACAUAAACUUGGAGAAGAAAAGUCCAAGGAGGAAAGAAGCUUGGAAAAUACAGGCUUUAGUGAGGAUCUAGGAACAUCAGCUGCUAAUGCUUCAGUUGCUGAGCAAGUAAUAGAACCCACUCUUGUAAUGUUUGAGGUUCAUGUUCCUCCAUCAUGUAUGCUUGAUGGAGUGCACUCACAACAUUUCUUUGGGACUGGUGUUAUUGUAUACCAUUCUCAAAGCAUGGGAUUGGUUGCAGUUGACAGGAAUACAGUUGCCAUAUCUGUUUCUGAUGUGAUGCUUUCUUUUGCUGCAUUUCCAGUGGAAAUUCCUGGGGAGGUAGUUUUCCUCCACCCUGUACACAAUUAUGCUCUUGUUGCAUAUGAUCCCUCUGCUUUGGGAGUUGCUGGUGCCUCAGUUGUUCGUGCUGCUGAACUUCUUCCUGAGCCUACUUUGCGUCGAGGAGAUUCAGUCUAUCUUGUGGGGUUAAGUAGAAGCAUGCAGGCAACAUCUAGGAAAUCCAUUGUGACCAAUCCUUGUGCUGCUUUGAACAUUGGCUCAGCUGAUUGCCCACGGUACAGAGCAACAAAUAUGGAAGUGAUUGAACUUGAUACUGAUUUUGGCAGUACAUUUUCGGGUGUGCUAACUGAUGAACAUGGAAGAGUUCAAGCUAUUUGGGGAAGCUUUUCCACUCAGCUGAAAUAUGGUUGUAGCACUUCUGAAGAUCAUCAAUUUGUUAGAGGUAUACCAAUUUAUGCAAUUAGCCAAGUGCUUGAAAAGAUCAUUCAGGGUGCAGCAGGACCUCGACUACUCAUAAAUGGUGUCAAAAGGCCAAUGCCUCUUGUGAGGAUUUUAGAAGCUGAACUUUAUCCAACUUUGCUUUCAAAAGCUAGAAGCUUUGGGUUGAGUGAUAAUUGGGUCCAAGCUCUUGUCAAGAAAGAUCCAAUAAGACGUCAAGUAUUGCGUGUUAAAGGUUGUUUGGCUGGAUCAAAAGCUGAGCGCCUAUUAGAACAAGGUGACAUGCUCCUAGCAAUCAACAACGAGCCUAUAACAUGCUUCCGGGACAUAGAAAACGCUUGCCAAGAAUUGGACAAAUAUGGUGAUAGUGAGGGAGGACUUAAUGUGACUAUCUUUCGACAGGGGCGAGAAAUGGAGCUUGUUGUGGGAACAGAUAUUAGAGAUGGAAAUGGCACAACACGCAUGGUGAAUUGGUGUGGAUGUAUUGUUCAAGAUCCUCACUCAGCAGUGCGUGCCCUUGGUUUUCUUCCCGAGGAAGGGCAUGGUGUGUAUGUAGCAAGAUGGUGUCAUGGGAGUCCAGUACAUAGAUAUGGCCUGUAUGCUCUCCAGUGGAUAGUUGAAGUUAAUGGGAACCUCACUCCAGAUUUGGAAGCAUUUGUUAAUGUGGCAAAGGGCUUGGAACAUGGGGAGUUUGUUCGAGUAAGAACAGUCCACUUGAAUGGGAAGCCUCGGGUGCUAACAUUGAAGCAGGAUUUGCAUUAUUGGCCCACAUGGGAGCUGAGAUUUGAUCCAGAGACUGCUACAUGGCGCCGUAGAACCAUCAAAGCAUUGGACUGCAGUCUUGCAUGAAUAAACAAUUUGAAAAUAUGACGGGAAUCUAGAAGAAGCACCAUGUUGGUACUUCAGCAGGACCUACUGGUCCUAUUUAUAAUGGCGAUUUUGUGUUAGAUGAAAUAGGCAGGCACAAAUCAUGUUUGGGAGAAAUAUACAUGUAAUUAAUCUAUAUGUAAGUUAAACUGCUAUUUGCAGAUUGUAAAUGACUAUUAUGUGGUUUAACACCUCUAAAAUUUAUUUACAAACAUGUGUGGAUUACUAAAAGAAAAUUGUUUGCAAUCAUAUUAUUUUAGGCAAAGAAAUUCCUUACAUGCUA